GUUUAAAAUAAAAGUUAAUUUAUUAAACAUCCCGUGAGUUAUGAUUUUACUGUUGGGAUCAGUGUUGGCACCGAUUUGUCAGACAUACGAGUGGUGUCUCAUUGGACUCAUUGUGGCGGUGAUCGCCUAUUACUACAUUUCGUGGAGGAAUGCCUUCAGCUAUUGGACGGAUCGACACAUUUGUGGCCCAAAACCCAUCCCUAUAUUCGGAAAUGCUUUGAGUUCGGCGCUAACUCCUCAACCCUUUGUGGAGUUGCAGUGGUAUAAGAAAUACGGAAAACUGUUUGGGAAGUUCAAUAUGGGUAAGCCUUGCCUAACAGUGGCCGACCCGGAGCUCAUCAAACAAAUUCUGGUCAAAGAUUUCCAUUCAUUUCGUAACCGACCGAUACGUCCGACGUCUCAUAUAUUGAACGCAAAGAGUAUGUUCAGAGCCUGGGAUGACGUCUGGAAGCGGGUCCGGGCGAUAGCCAGCCCUACCUUUACGUCCGCAAAGUUGAGGGGAAUGUAUGGUCUUAUCAGCCAUUGCUGCGAAGCCUUUCUGAAUACCUUAGAUAAGGAUGUGUCGAACGGUAUGAAUGAAGUCGAGUUGAAGCGAUUGAUGAGCGCCUACACUAUGGAUGUGAUCGCCAGCUGUGCCUUCGCUACCAAAACCAAUACAUACGCCGAUCCUAACAACCCGUUCACCACUAAAGCCAACAAUUUGUUUACUGCUUCCAUUUGGAAAUGGAUGUUAAAAUUGCUUUUGCCUUCAUUUAUAGUAAACACUGAUAUAUACCGCCGAACUUUAAAUGCUUCUGACAGCGACUUCUUCGUAGACAUCUCCAGAAGUCUAGUACAGCAGCGAAAGAAAAACAAUGAAAAACACAACGAUUUUCUGCAGCUAUUAAUGGAUGCCGAGAGACCUGAAGGAAACGUACGAGAGGCCAGUGAUGCCAAUGAAGCACAUCAUGUGAAUGAGGGUAAGGAUGAGAUGGAAGCCAACGCCGAGGCUCUCAGUGAUGUCGUCGAGAAGAAGUUGACUGAAGACGAGAUAUUAGCGCAAUGUUUCCUCUUUUUCGUCGCCGGUUACGAGUCAACCUCCGCUACUCUGUCGUACUGUACGUAUGAGUUGGCACUCAAUCCGGGACUUCAGGACAGACUCUAUGAGGAGACAAAAGAGGCGUUCAAUGAAAAGGGAGAAAUCGAUUACGAAGUGCUGUCGAGACUACCAUUCAUUGACGCACUUCUGUCCGAAACUCUUCGCAAUUAUCCGCCAGUACUUCGACUUCAGAGGGAAGCCAUGGAAGACGUAACUCUGGGCGACACUGGAGUGAAGAUUGAGAAGGGAGUGGCCGUCGAAAUCCCUGUCUAUGCCAUACAUCACGACCCCGACCACUAUCCGGAUCCAUUUACCUUCAGCCCGGAUAGGUUUAUGCCCGAAAACAGGGGUCAUAUCCAAGCCUACACUUACCUGCCUUUCGGAUCGGGUCCACGAAAUUGCAUUGGAAUGCGAUUCGCGUUAUUGGAGUCAAAGCUCGCGUUAGCGAAGAUCUCACAUUCGUUCCGCUUCUCCAGAGUCACCGACACUGACGUCCCCGUAGUCUUCAAUAAGGGGCGGGUCCUCUGUCAAGCAAAACGACUUGUUGUGGGCAUUCAAAAGCGAUAGGCAAAACAUAUUGGAAUUAAUUUGAAAAAUUUUUAUAGAAAUUAAAUCAUUGAUCAAAUUGGUCAAAAUCAGCUCGUUGUGGAACCUAUGUAGCCCUCAAUAGGAUUUAGAUUUUAAUCUAGAUAAAAU
Messenger RNA from Oppiella nova, 1774 nucleotides. NCBI's taxonomy places the organism in Eukaryota, Metazoa, Arthropoda, Arachnida, Sarcoptiformes, Oppiidae. The record is from the annotation of a GenBank genome assembly.